Chenopodium quinoa (quinoa) is the source of this 615-nucleotide messenger RNA. RefSeq lists its product as uncharacterized. The record is from RefSeq and is a predicted model, not a curated record. The coding region runs from base 1 to 615 and encodes 204 amino acids. Lineage: Eukaryota; Viridiplantae; Streptophyta; Magnoliopsida; Caryophyllales; Amaranthaceae. The transcript has a single exon.
AUGGGGUUUGUCAUUGCUAAAAGAUACAAUUCUUUAUUCAUUUUCCUGCAUGGGAAAUACAUGGCAUAUUUGCUACUAUAUGUUGAUGAUAUUGUGUUGGUUACAUCCUCAAAUUUGUUACGCGACCGCAUCAUCUCUCACUUGCGUACAAGAUUUUCAAUGACUGAUUUAGGUCCUUUGAGUUAUUUUCUGGGCAUUGCUGUUACUCGUACUCCUUUAUAUCUGUUUUUGUCUCAACAGAAAUAUGCACAGGAAAUUUUAGAGCGCGUAGGCAUGGCUAGUUGUAAACCUGCGGCGACUCCAGUGGAUACUCAAUCCAAGCUUAGUGCAAAGACAGGACCGAAAUCUCAUGAUCCAACACUCUAUCGUAGUCUUGCAGGUGUAUUACAGUACCUCACUUUUACUUGCCCUGACAUAGCUUAUGCAGUUCAACAGGUUUGUUUGUUCAUGCAUGACCCUACACAGACUCAUUAUGAUGCAUUGAAAUGCAUACUGCGUUACAUUCAGGACUCCAUUGAUCAUGGGUUACAUUUAUAUCCUUCAUCAUCCAUGCACUUGAUCACUUAUACUGAUGCAGAUUGGGACGGGUGUCCAGACACCCGAUGGUCGACCUAA